Molecule: messenger RNA, 2943 nt
Organism: Choloepus didactylus (southern two-toed sloth)
Lineage: Eukaryota; Metazoa; Chordata; Mammalia; Pilosa; Megalonychidae
Gene: GLT1D1
Product: glycosyltransferase 1 domain containing 1
Exons: 12
Coding region: 36-1097 (353 amino acids)
Molecular function (GO): glycosyltransferase activity
Source: RefSeq, a predicted model, not a curated record
AGAAGCAGCUAGAAGGCCACAGUCCCUGGAAUCUAAUGAGGGUGGGGGCAAGUGCUAGGAAGCUGAGCUCAGAGCACGGCCAGACCUGGAGGGCCCUGCAUGCACGUCUGGGAGAGGAACACCUGGACCAUCUAGAAGCUGCAGGUCACGUGUGUAUUCUGAAAGAUGCCUUGGACUUUGAAAGCUCAUCUGAAAUCACAAACCUAAUCACCGCCGAGAACGUGGAGGCAGCCCUGGCCCUCCAUCUCUACCGGGGAGGCAGACUUCUGCAAGGUCAUCAAAUUCCUUUUGGAGUCAUCUUUGGUGGAACUGAUUUAAAUGAAGAUGUGAACCAGGGAGAAAAACACACGGUGAUGGGAAAAGUUCUUGAAGAAGCCAGAUUCGCUGUUGCUUUCACAGAGUCAAUGAAGGAUGUCGCACAAAGGCAAUGGCCGCAUGCUAAGAGUAAGAUCUAUGUCCAGAGCCAAGGAAUCACAACAGCACCAAACCCUGCCUUUAACUGGAACACCUUUCUUCAGUGUUCAGGGAUUAACCAAAGUGCUGAUAACUUGCGCGUGUUUCUUUUGAUAUGUGGACUCAGACAAGUGAAAGACCCUCUUUAUUUGGUGGACGCAUUUUCAGAAUGGCAUCAAGAAGAGCCCAGCGUUUAUCUGGUAAUUGUAGGUCCUGAAGUCGAUCCAGUGUUUACAAGGGAAGUAAAGGCCAAAGUGAGAAGGGCAGCUGGGGUGCGGCUGAUGGGAGAGAUGUCUCGAGAAGACCUCCACGCGGUUAUGAAAAAUUGCUUUGCGGUGGUGAACAGUUCCGUUUCUGAAGGCAUGUCGGCUGCGAUUCUGGAGGCAAUGGAUUUAGAAGUCCCCGUGCUGGCAAGGAACAUUCCAGGAAACGCAGCCGUGGUGAGACAUGAAGCUACAGGACUGUUGUUUUCAGACCCUCAGGAGUUUGUUCAGCUGGCAAAGAGGCUGGUCAGGGAUCCCGCCUUAGAGAAACAGAUCGUGGCCAGCGGAAGGGAGUACGUGAGCACGCACCAUUCCUGGCGCUCGGAGAGAACCACCUAUCAGAGCCUCGUCUGGAGGCUUGCAGGGGGCACGGAGAACUGAGGGGACGCGCCGGCCCUCACCAUGUGCACUGGCUCUCACCACGUGUGCCGGCCCUCACCAUGCACCAGCCCUCACCGUGUGCACCGGCCCUCAGCUCUCACCGUGCACCAGCCCUCACUGAGUGCAAUGGCCCUCACCAUAUGCACUGGACCUCAGUGUGCACUGGAUCUCACUGUGCACCGACCCUUGCUGUGUGCACCGGCCCUCACUGUGUGCACCAGCCCUCAGCCCUCACCAAGCACCAGCCCUAACCGUGUGCACCGGCCCUCAGCUCUCACCGUGCACCAGCCCUCACUGAGUGCAGUGGCCCUCACCAUAUGCACUGGACCUCAGUGUGCACCAGCACUCACCGUGCACCGGCCCUCACCACGCACUGCUCCACAGCUGCCGUCCGAGCUCAGCCCCGGGUCACCACCCAGACAUGGCUGCCUGCCAGCCGGGUCCGGUCCAAUUGUAAUCAGCCCAUUUUCAUCUCUGUCUAGAGGUGUUGGACAUAACACUGUCAUUUGCUCCCAAGUAACACCAGGUUCUUCCAGAAAUUUACAAGCCUUCAGGUAAUACCCAGACUGUUCUUUACCAGAUUGGUCCUGAUGGAGGUUCAGAGGCUACGUGGGGUUGGGGAGGUGUAGUUGGUUUUAAAGGGAACUGGGGAGAGAAUUUCAUUAGCUGCUUUAGGACUUCCAGGUGGACAACAGAGGCUUGUUUUUAAGCCAUCUCAAGUGUAGACACCUCUCACCUGCCUUCUCAAUGGCCCAUACCCAUUGCUGAGUUCUAGAAGCAAACACAAAGUUCAGAACACAGCCGAGUGUAGCUUUCAUAGUAGCUCUGAUGUGCUACAGCAGACCUGGGCUCCGGCAGUGGAAGCAGGUGGUCCUCUGACAGCACCUGGGCCCACCCACUCCAGCAGGUAUGCUUGUCCGGUCACCAGGGAUGCGGUGAACAACGGCUGCUGGUGUCCAGGAGAGCAUGCAGACCCCCCCGGGCCCACCCAUGUCUGGGUGGAACUAGCAGCACACUGCCAGUGGCCUGGAAAGUUCUCAGGUGCCAGGUGGAGGCCCGAGUGCUCCCGGCGUAGGGGACCUGUGCCUGGGGUCGGCAGAUACGGCUGGGUCAGCCCCGUGGGCGUGGUGAUGCCCCUCUUGGUCAACACGUCCCCAAAGUGCAUCCAUUCUCCCUGGAGCUGUGGAAAUGUUCUUGUGGGGUGGGAAACAAGGGGCCUGGAGGGCCUAGAUGGCACAGAGCAGGCUUCAGAGUCCCCCUCAGAAAACAUUUUCCUGAAGAGUUCAUCUGGAAGCUUCCGACUCCGGGGGGGGGGUGUGACAUAGUGAUGUUCAUCCCAACAUACCUCAGUUGGAAAGAAAAAGCAAAGAGCCACCCUUUCUGUUUGCUUUCCAACCAUCCAUCAUUAAAAAAAAAAGUUGGCAAAACCUACAUCUUGCCCUUAAAAGGAUAAGCCUCACAUGAAACUCCGUCAGCUCUGAUUGCUCGGGGACGAAAGGAGUGUGGUUGGAUUCUGCACCGUGUCAUCUGACGUUUCGUUCUGCCGCCUCCAUCAUGGACAGGAGAGCUUUCCAGAAGCGGGGCGCUGAAGCCGGGCACAGGGGGACAGGGCAGGGAGCCCCGGCGGGGGGGACUGGCGAGGCUGCCCCAAGGUGCCCUGAGACCCGGCCGCAUCCUCCGAUGAGCUGUUGGAGGCUCAGCCCUUCCUCACUGAGUGACUCGGAGCCUCCACUCCACCUCGCCCCACUCACUUCCGUCUUCACUGGAAAUGCUCGUGUGCCGAGUGCACUGUGGGAAGGGGCAGGCUCCUAAAUAAUAAAGUGUGUCUCCAUCAGCUGUACGAAAA